AUGCCAUCGUCUGGCUCACAGGCACGCUUGGAGAGCGUCAGAUCGCAUCUGACGAGCGGCGAUGUCGCUCACGAGGGCCCUUUCCGGGCUGCUGAUUGGCCAUCUGACUUGCCAGUCAACUACUCGCCGCUCAAUCCAGUGACGUUUCUGCUCCGUUCAGCAUCAGUGUAUCCCAACAAGGAAGCCAUCUGGUAUCCGGAGAAGCAGCAGAGCUUCACGUUUGCGCAAUUUGCAAGGAGGGUCAGCUACUUGGCUUACGCGCUCAAGGACGCGGGCAUCUCGACGGGCGACAGAGUCGCUGUUCUCGCACCCAAUACGCCCACUAUCGCUACUGUCCUACAAGCUGUGCCUGCUGCACGUGCCAUUGUAUCUCCGAUCAACAUCAGACUCGCCAAGGACGAUGUGGACUACAUACUGGAAUUCUCUGGUGCCAAGCUCGUCGUGGUCGAUCACCAAUUUGCCCAUCUCGUCGAAGGAACGUCUGCAAAAGUCGUCGUCUGCAAGGGUGAAGCCGGUGAUGCCUUUGAGACUAUGCUUGCGCGCGGUCGCGAGAUCAGCUUGAAGCAACGAGGCUGGCAAGGCCUUGAGCUAGAGGCAGACGAGCACCGCAGCAUCUCCCUCAACUGGACUAGCGGCACGUCUGGCAGACCGAAAGGCGUGCUCACAUCGCUCAGAUCGACUUACCUGGCUGCCUUGUCAAAUGCGCAUGAAACCAACCUGAGGCCAGAGUCAUCGUAUUUGUGGACGCUGCCACAAUUUCAUUGCUCCGGCUGGAAGUUCCCUUAUGCUUGUCAAGCUGCCAUGUGCCGACAGAUCUGCAUACGAGGCGUCGGGACGUAUGACGAAAUUCACGAUAUGCUGGCCCGAAACCAAGUCACUCACUUUUGCGCCGCGCCUACCGUCUGCAUUAGUCUCGUCAAUCAUCCCAAGGCGCGCAGACUGGAGCGACCUGUAAAGGCCAUGCUGGCCGGCGCAGCUCCUACAGCGUCGCUCAUCAAGAAGAUGGAGGACAUCAACAUUCUCGUCAUCUCCUCGUACGGUCUCACAGAGACGCUCGGGCCGGUCACUAUCAAUUAUCCUCUGCCAGAACACGAUGACCUCGACGAUGAUCUGCGCUACACACUCAGAGCCCGUCAAGGGCAGUCUUUCCUCAACGCGGACGAAGCCCGAGUCGUCAAAGUCGUCGAGGGAGGUGAUCCUGACUUCGGUCCAUUCGAGGAAAUUGCAUCAGACGACAAGGAGAUCGGCGAGGUCACCAUACGGGGCAACAUCGUCAUGCAAGGCUACUACAACAAUAAGAAGGCAACAGACAAGGCUUUCGCCGGUGGAUUCUUCCAUUCUGGCGACCUUGCAUCGCGAGGCCCGGAUGGUGUGAUCCAUAUCAAAGACAGAGCGAAGGACAUCUGCAUCUCGGGCGGCGAGAACAUCUCCACUCUGGCUGUCGAGAAUGCUCUGGCUGGUCACGCGGACGUGUUAGAGGUCGCCGUGAUAGCCAAAAAGGACGAAAAGUGGGGAGAGCGGCCUUGCGCUAUCGUCGUCCUGCGGGACCCGAAGAGAUGGCCAGACCAUGCUGCUUUCGAGACUGAGCUCAAAGCGUACGCAAAAACAAAGCUUUCUGGCUAUGCGCGCCCUCAUGUCGUCAUCAUCGUGCCCGAACUGCCCAAAACGUCAACAGGCAAGAUCCAGAAGGUCAAGCUGCGUCAGGAGUACGCGUAA
Messenger RNA from Mixia osmundae IAM 14324, 1716 nucleotides. RefSeq lists its product as uncharacterized. The record is from RefSeq and is a predicted model, not a curated record. Lineage: Eukaryota; Fungi; Basidiomycota; Mixiomycetes; Mixiales; Mixiaceae. The transcript is spliced from 2 exons. Bases 1 to 1716 code for a protein of 571 amino acids.